Molecule: messenger RNA, 4202 nt
Organism: Morone saxatilis (striped sea-bass)
Lineage: Eukaryota; Metazoa; Chordata; Actinopteri; Moronidae
Gene: fndc3ba
Product: fibronectin type III domain containing 3Ba
Exons: 25
Coding region: 159-3386 (1075 amino acids)
Molecular function (GO): protein binding
Source: RefSeq, a predicted model, not a curated record
CGCGUUUUGAUUGACAUGGCGGAGUCUCGCAGUACGCGUAGCGCCGCGCCAGCAGACAGUCAAGACCGGACCCUGGGAAUAAAAAAACGCGCAGCCCCGUCUGUUUGAAGAUUAUUUUAUUGCAGCGAGGUAGGGCAGUUCAGUGAAUUUCUCCAUGAAUGUACGUCACAAUGAUGAUGACAGACCAGAUUCCACUGGACUUGGCUCCGCCCCCCCUCCUGAACGGGGAGGUCCCUCUCAUGCCUCACAUGGUUAACGGUGACGCAGCCCAGCAGGUGAUCCUGGUGCAGGUGAACCCGGGGGAGACGUUUACCAUCCGGGCAGAGGACGGUUCACUGCAAUGCAUCCAGGGUCCUGCUGAGGUUCCCAUGAUGUCCCCAAAUGGAUCAAUCCCCCCCAUCCAUGUACCCCCAGGAUACAUCUCACAGCCUGCAGUCACUCUCUCAAGACUUUUUUUUGGGCUGAGCAGGGUCGGAUGGGGUCAGGGUUCUGAGAAACUCAUCCCCCAUAAUCCCUCGCUGCCUGGCCAGGUUGCUGCGCUGUUCGCAGCACAUCAUGAUUCAGAGGGGAAGCGUGUUCAAGACAUGCUGUCUACAAUCGACAAACCACAGGUGUCCAAUGUGCAGGCGCGGGCUGCAAGACUGUCCUGGGCCCCCCCGGCAGGGCUGGUGAACAGGCAUGGUAACGGGAUGCCUGUGUCCUGCUCCUUCGAGGUCUCUCUCUCAGAUAAGGGACGAGACGGAAAGUAUCGCCUUAUUUACAGUGGCGAAGAACUGGAGUACCAUCUGAAAGACCUAAGGCCAGCGACAGACUACCACGUACGGGUGUCUGCGAUGUACAACUCUGUUCGGGGCCCGUGUUCAGAGGCCGGCUUGUUCACCACACACUGCAGCAUCCCCGACGUACCAUUAUCCCCAAAACUCUCCCACCGCACCAAGAGCACCCUCACCCUACAGUGGAAGCCCCCAGGCGACAACGGAUCCAAAAUCACAAACUACCUGCUCGAGUGGGAUGAGGGAAAGAAGAACAGUGUUUUCAGAGAAUGUUACUUUGGGAGCCAGAGACACUGUAAGCUGACACGACUGUACCCCGCCUGUGGCUACACGUUCAGAGUGGCUGCACACAACGACAUUGGCAGAAGUGGCUUCAGCACAGAGGUGGUGUUUUACACCAUGGGCACCCUGCCUGCUCUGCCCCUGGCACCACGGCUGGUCAGGGCGGGGGUGUCCUGGGUGACUCUGGAGUGGGGGCGUCCGGAGGGCAGUCCGAGUGAGGAGCAGCUCAAAUACACACUUGAGAUCCAGGAGGACAACAGCGGAACAGACUUUCAUCCAAAGUACACUGGAGAAAACUUGACCUGUACUGUACAAGGCCUGAAGAGGAGUACACAGUAUAAAUUCAGGCUCAUAGCAUCGAACAUGGAGGGAAAGAGCAGUCCCAGUGAAGUGUUGGUGUGCACCACCAAUCCAGACAAACCCGGCCCACCAUCUACACCCUGUGUCACCGCAGCGACGCCCUACGGAUUUACCGUCACAUGGGAUCCUCCCCAGGACAAUGGGGGCUCAGAGGCUCUUACGUACCUGCUAGAGAUCUCAGAGGGGUGCUCUGAAGCGAGCCAGUGGGAUGUAGCGUACAGUGGUCCAGCAACAGAAUGUGUGUGUGAGCACCUGACACCUGGGACCUUCUACCGCCUACGUGUGUGUAGCAUCACCACCGGAGGACACAGCCCUUGCACUGUCGGUGUUCCGGUCCGUACAUUAAGCGUCCCGCCAGGGCCAUGCCAGCCGCCGAGGAUUGUGGGUAAAGCCAAACACAAGGAAGUGCAGUUAGAAUGGGAUCCUCCUGUAUCUGAUGGAGUAUGUGAGGAGUGUGUGUUUAGCCUGGAGAUGAGUGAGGGGGACACCAGGCCAGCAGAGGUUUACCAUGGGUCAGAGCUGCAAUGCACCGUUGGUAGUCUGCUACCUGGUGCCACAUACAGCUUCCGACUGAGGGCUGCCAAUGAGGCUGGGUUCGGAGCGUACUCUGAGCCAACAGAGGUGACGACUGCAGCAGGUCCUCCUGGCCAGUGCGGGGCGCCACUCAUCAAUCUCACCAGCAACACUUGCGUAACGCUCAACUGGGAGAGUCCCGAGGGUUCGGGUACAGACAUCUCUGAGUAUCGUUUGGAGUGGGCGAGGGAAGACGAACCCAUGGAGCUGAUCUACUGUGGAUCUGCCACACAGUGUGAACUGUCGGACCUGACGCCUGCCACAGACUACUGCUGCAGGCUACAGGCGGUGAAUCAGGCAGGUGCUGGUCCUUACAGCGAGCAGGUGAGUUUCCGGACCCCGGCGACAAAUCCCGACCCGGUCUCCUCCCUCACCCUCCUGGAUCUCCCGACCUCCUCAGAGUCAGGUCACUCCCCUUCUACCUGCCUCCUCCUGAAGUGGGACGAGCCAAACAGCAAUGGGGCAGACAUCAGCUCCUACGUCAUCACCCUGGACGACCAAACCAUUACUGUGGAAUCAGGGACAAGUCACCUUGUCACAGACCUGCAGCCAGACAGCGAAUACAGUGUACAGAUCCAGGCAGUGAAUGACAUCGGCUCCAGUCCCCUGAGUCCACCCCUGCUGGCAAGGACACGCCCCCUCCCUCCAGCCCCGCCCCCUCUCGAAUGCUCGGCGGCUGGCCCUCAGAGCCUGAAGCUGAAGUGGGGCGAAAAUGCCAGCAACACGCACACUCGCGCCCUGCUUGCCGAUGACAUGGUCUACACACUACAGAUGGAGGACAAGAACCACAGGUUCGUGACGAUUUACCGUGGUCCCAGCCACACAUACAAGGUCCAGCGAUUGACCGAGUCCAGCAGCUACAGCUUCAGAAUACAGGCCAUCAGUGAUGCUGGGGAGGGUCCUUUCUCUGACACACACACCUUCUGCACCACCAAGUCUGUACCCCCUACCCUCAAAGCUCCUAGAGUGCAACAGCUGGAGGGAAACAUGUGUGAGAUCACAUGGGAGACUAUCCCACCAAUGAGAGGAGAUCCGGUGAGCUACGUGCUUCAGGUGCUGGUGGGACGCGAGUCAGAAUACAAACAGGUUUUUAAGGGAGAGGAGGGCGUGUUCCAAAUCUCUGGACUCCAGGGCAACACGGACUAUCGUUUCCGCGUGGGCGCCUGUCGCCGUUGCCAGGAUACGUGCCAGGAACUGUGCGGACCAAUGAGCCCCUCCUCCUUUUUCACGCUGCGUCGCCAGGAGAUGGCAUCAUCGGGAGAGAUGUGCGCCGUGGAAACAGGCAAAGGGGCGGGCCUGAUCUCAAGCGACGAGCGCUUCGCUGCGCUCAUCGUGUGCGUGUUCGCAGGCUUCUCCAUCCUCAUCGCCUGCUUGCUACAGUACUUCUUCAUGAAGUGAGGGAAUUUUAACUAUAGGAUAGAAAGAGAAAGCAAAAUCACAGAGUCUAUGAAAGAACUGAAUGAAAUCAAAACAAACACUUGAGAUAUACUUCUAAGGCUAUGUAUUUUUUUUUUUUUUUGUCAAAGUAUCAAUUCUGGCUUUGUUCCUGUUGUCUUCUGCCUUCACUCAGUUUGGUCUCAUUUCUCUCUAUGUGUCUGCUGUCUUUGUAUCAUUGUCUGUCUCAUUUGUUAAGGAUUUCUGUCGAGGGAAGCCUUGUCUUAGCUGUACCUCCGUUGGGAAAGAAAACUGAUAAUCAAGCCUUAAAAUAGCUGUGAGCAAAGCAGUUGCUCCUCAGACUGACUUGCAUGUUUUUAUUUUGUAUCUUUUUAAAACAUAUUCGAUUAGAGAACGUGUAUAUUUCUUGACAGUCAUUGCCUCUUUUUUUUUUCUAUGUGUAAUUUCCUUUUUUUUCUUUUUUUUUUGCUGCAGUCUUUAUUCAUUUCAGCCAUAUUCUAAUGUGGGCCUUCAAAGCUUUAGCCCUUCAUACCUUAUUAUUCAGUUUGUUACCACUCUACAGGCUGUCGGUCAAUUCAUGCAAUCUGCACCUGCUCUCACACACAGACUGAUAAAGACACAGUGCAAAUUUACGUUCACAUACAUGCACACAUGUACAAUUACACUCAUCCAAUCACAUAUCUGCUCAGCUUUUAAUAUUCAAUCAUUCACUCAUUCAGCUACCAAAGUGAUGCAAUUCAUGUGUGGUGAAAGAUGCUGCUAUCCUGUGAUUUUAUUAUAUCUCAGAAAGAAUGGAAAACCAGUUAUCUAAUAUAUAUA